This is a messenger RNA of Paramecium octaurelia, 184 nucleotides long. Lineage: Eukaryota; Ciliophora; Oligohymenophorea; Peniculida; Parameciidae. The record is from the annotation of a GenBank genome assembly.
AUGGAAAAGAAAUAACAGUGUGGUUAAGAUAUUUUAAGGUCCUUAUUGAGCAAAAGGACUUCUAUCGAUGUUAGUUCAUAUGAAACUCCUUCUGUAUAUUUAGACAUGGGUAGAUUAAUAUAUUAUUUAAGAUUAGAUUGUUCAUAAGACAUUAAACAGUACAAUUUUGUCAAUAGAAUUUUGA